GAGAUAGCGCACGUCUUCCGCUGGCACAGAGCCUUCGCGAAGCUCAAGACUCCCACAAAGGAGGUUGAUGCCCUCUCGCGCUACACGAACUUCACGCUAGGCCACGUGUGGGAGAAGUUUGACUGCCAGACGACACUCCUGACCAAAGAGGCGCGCUGCGACGUGCUGGGCCCCGAAGUCCGUGAAACUGAGUUCUGA
Symbiodinium necroappetens is the source of this 198-nucleotide messenger RNA. NCBI's taxonomy places the organism in Eukaryota, Dinophyceae, Suessiales, Symbiodiniaceae. The record is from the annotation of a GenBank genome assembly.